Molecule: messenger RNA, 513 nt
Organism: Myotis brandtii (Brandt's bat)
Lineage: Eukaryota; Metazoa; Chordata; Mammalia; Chiroptera; Vespertilionidae
Gene: XRCC3
Product: X-ray repair complementing defective repair in Chinese hamster cells 3
Exons: 3
Coding region: 142-513 (123 amino acids)
Biological process (GO): t-circle formation; resolution of mitotic recombination intermediates; double-strand break repair via synthesis-dependent strand annealing
Cellular component (GO): Rad51C-XRCC3 complex; replication fork
Molecular function (GO): four-way junction DNA binding
Source: RefSeq, a predicted model, not a curated record
GAGGCGGGUGAGUGCCGCCCUGUAGUGGAGGGACGGGGGCGGGUGCCCUUGCUCUGCGACCGGCUCUGUUGUUGGCCACUGCCCAUCGCGGUUGGGACCAGGGCCCGGCUCCUGCGGUUGUUUCUCUUCAUUGGCUGUGCGAUGCCUCUGGGAAGAGUGGCCAGCCCUGCCCCACGGGGACCCAGAGGUCCCGGGCAGCAGGAAGUCCCCUGGCGGUGGUCACACCCCAACCUGCAGGCCCAUGGGCGCCGUGGCUCCACAGGGGCCGUGUACGUGUGCACGGAGGACGCGUUCCCUGACAGGCGCCUGCAGCAGCUCAUCGCGCAGCAGCGGCGUCUGCGGACAGAUGCUCCAGGCGACGUAGUGGAGAAGAUAAACUUUGGCGACCACAUCUUCAUCAAGCACGUGGCCGAUGUGGACGCGCUGCUGGAGUGUGUGCAGAGGAAGGUGCCCCUGCUGCUGUCGCGGGGGAUGGCGCCCCCCCGCCCUGGAGGCGGCGCCUGUACCUCCUGA